CCGGGAGAGGGAGUGUCUACGGCGGGCCGCGAGGUGCAGCGGCAAUCCCGAGAGUUGAAGGAAAGGCCAUGCAGGGGCCGUUGGGUCUCUUCCUUUGCACCCAACCCGAGUGGUGCUAAGUCUUGCUCUCUGUCCCCGAGUGCCCAGUGCGGGGCUCCGGCGUCCGCUUUCCCUUGAGGCUCGCAGGUGGCGGCUGCCACCCCUCGCGGAAGUGAGGGGCGCGCCCCUUCACGGCCCUGCGGACCCCAAGCCUCCAUGGGCCGGACCCCGAAGACCAAUGUGUGCCGCCGGCUGAGUCGCCGGGCUCUAGGCUUCUUCGCACGCGACGCCGGCGUGGUGCAGAGGACGAACCUGGGCAUCCUGCGGGCGCUGGUGUGCCAGGAGAGUACUAAAUUUAAGAAUGUUUGGACAACUCAUUCCAAGUCACCUAUAGCCUAUGAGAGAGGAAGAAUAUAUUUUGACAAUUACCGGUGCUGUGUCAGCAGUGUUGCAUCAGAGCCAAGAAAAAUUUAUGAAAUGCCAAAAUGUUCCAAGGCAGAAAAAAUUGAGGAUGCUUUAUUAUGGGAAUGCCCAGUGGGAGAAAUACUUCCUAACCCAUCAGAUUAUAAGUCCUCACUCAUAGCACUGACUGCUCACAAUUGGCUGCUUCGUAUAUCAGCAACUACAGGGGAAGUCCUGGAGAAAAUAUACCUUGCUUCCUAUUGCAAGUUCAGGUACUUGAGCUGGGACACUCCUCAAGAGGUCAUUGCGGUCAAGUCAGCUCAGAACAAAGGCUCAGCAGUGGCCCGGCAGGCAGGCACUCAGCAACCUGUUUUGUUGUACCUUGCAGUAUUCCGGGUUCUGCCCUUUUCCCUUGUGGGGAUUCUGGAGAUCAACAAAAAGGUUUUCGCGAAUGUCACAGAUGCUACGUUGUCACAUGGGAUACUGAUUGUGAUGUACGGCUCGGGACUGAUCAGACUGUAUAGCUUCCAAGCCAUCAUGGAACAGUUCAUGCAACAGAAACUUGACUUGGGGUGUGCAUGCAGUCAGGGCGGGACUCCGGGGACGGUGGGAGAGGCUCCUCUUGGCAUCCCCUGUAAUGUUAAGAUCACAGACUCACCAUCUCCACUCUUUGAAGUUUCAUCCCUGGAGAAUGCAUUUCAGAUAGGAGGCCAUCCUUGGCACUACAUCAUCACACCUAAUAAGAAGAAACAGAAAGGAGUUUUCCAUAUUUGUGCCCUAAAAGAUAAUUCCUUGGCAAGAAAUGGAAUCCAAGAAAUGGAGUGUUGUUCACUAGAAUCUGACUGGAUCUAUUUCCACCCUGAUGCUUCUGGAAGAAUUAUACAUGUUGGCCCCAAUCAAGUCAAAGUCUUGAAGCUAAGUGAGGUAGAAAAUAAUAGUUCUCAGCAUCAGAUCUCUGAGGAUUUUGUCAUCUGGGCCAAUAGAGAAAACAGGAAUGAAAACUUAAUCACUGUUACAGCUUCUGGACGUGUGGUGAAAAGAAAUUUCAACCUUCUGGAUGAUGACCCCGAACAAGAGACUUUCAAAAUUGUGGACUAUGAAGAUGAGUUGGACUUGCUAUCUGUAGUAGCUGUCACUCAAAUAGAUGCCGAAGGCAAAGCUCACCUGGAUUUCCACUGUAAUGAGUACGGAACCUUACUCAAGAGCAUCCCACUGGUGGAGUCAUGGGAUGUGACAUAUAGCCAUGAAGUCUACUUUGACAGAGAUUUGGUGCUACACAUCGAACAGAAACCCAAUCGAGUCUUCAGCUGCUAUGUUUACCAGAUGGUCUGUGACCCUGGGGAAGAAGAAGAAGAAGACGACGAAGAAGAAGAAAUUGUCAACAGAAGUGAUUAAGACAGUGAAAUCAUUGUAACUUGAGACAUUGGUGAAGCACCUAUCAGCUGUGUCCAGUCCUCCUUAUUGUCUGCAUGGAACAUUCUGCAGUAUUUUCCAGAACAGGUCUUGUGCUAGCUUCAAAGGACUAGGUCAGACUCUUGCCACGUGAGGUAGUAAGGACUCCAUUUUAUGUAAAUGCUCUCUAAGAUGCUGUCCCCAGACGCCCAGCAUUUUGAAACUUUUAGAUGAGGUGCUAAUGUGAAUAUAAAAUGCUAGGGAAUGGAGGACAGUUAAACUUAGGUGUCCAGGAGACAUCAUCGAUGCAGGGAUAAUUAGCAUGAUUCUUAAAGACUACUAUAAUGUUUUAAUUGGUAAGGCUAGGAGAGAGAAACAGAUAUAAAAAUAUGAAACAUAGAAGCCAGAAGUGGUGGAGGAAACCUGUAAUCCCCAGUACACGGAACAUCAUCAAGCAAAAAGAUCAGUUCACAGCCAGUGUUGGCUGUAUAACAAAUUCAGGACCAGCUUUACUUGAGACCUGGUCUCAAUAUGACAACCAAAAGAUAAAUCCUAUAUGCUCUAGACAAGCUUUGAUUAAGGAUUAGAAAUAGGAGUUGUAAUGUAAAAUCAUACUUUAGAGCCAAAAAUCACCACAGCUUCUUUGUAAAAAAUAAUAUAUAUGUAGUUUUUUUGUGUGUUUCUAUAUAAUAUCAAAAAUUGAUUCUAGUUUUCAAAUGACCAUUUCUUAUGUGGUCUAAUUCCCAUGGCCUGAUGUUCUCAUUGGCUGUGUUCGGUGUGUGUGUAUCUUAAUAGCAGUGCACUUGGGUGUGUUUAUGAGGCUAUAUAUGCAUGUUCAUGUGUGUGCAGGAGUGCCUGCAUGUGUGCAUGUGCAUUUGGAGGCCUGAAGUCGGCCAAUGGGGGUGUUCUCAAGAGCCGUCUACGUCGUGUUUUGAGAUGGGGUCUCACUAGGAUCUGGGGCUCACUGAUUAUUCUAAUCUGGUUGGCUAGUCCGGGGUUCUCCUGUCUGCUUCCCCAGCACUGGGAUUAAAGGCAUACCGUCAAGCCCAGACAUUUCCAUGGGGGCAGGCACUGUCCAGACUGAGCUGUCUCCCCGCACUGGGUAUUUGUGUUAUAAAAGACUCCAAGCAACACUGAAGUGAAACCUUUUCCUGAUUUGUAGCCUGUUUCGCUCCUAAUACAUCUGAAGAUGUUGGUCUAUUUUCCAUUCUGUUGACUGAGUGAGUCUGUUUCAUCUAGUGAUUUUCAUAUCUAGGUGAGAACAUAAAGGGGCCUCUGUUAGGCCACUUCCGUGCACUGCUGGCCCCUGGUGGCCUCUUCUUCAGAGGGCAGUUGAAACCCCAGGAGUUCUUUCCUGUCUGAGAAUCACCUGGUUAGCCAGAGGAAGAUUUUGAUUGUUCAUGGAAGGAGUGUUUUUUCUUCUUAGAACAGAUUUAAGCAUGACACUUGAAUUCCAGUAAUCACUUUCCAGAAUGUUAGACAAAGAUAACCUGCGUAUAGGGAGAAACUGGUACUUACAUUCCCUGUUUGAGAAAUCCAGUUGCUCAGAAUGUACACGUUCAUCUCAUUUUCCCAAUUCAGCUUCAGAAGAAUAACUGUAAGACAAGAAAAGAUCAGUCAGGGCAGGUAGCUCACACCUGGAAUCCAAGCACUCAGGGAACUGCAACAGGAUUGCUACAAGUUUAAAGCCAACCCAAAUCAUUAUCAUUAUCAUCAUCAUCAUCAUCAUCAUCGUCCCAAAGGCAGAAGCAGGACAAUCAAGAGUUCAGUGUCAGCUUGGCCAGUAGUGAGUUCAGAGCCAGUCUGGGCUACAUGAGACCCUGUCUCAAUAAAGCAUAAAAGAACAGCAAUAAACCAUUUUUUUAAUUCAAGUUUAACAUUAAAAUAUGGAAUUUUAGCUUGGAAAAUUUGUAUAAAAAUCUUUCCACUUUGUCCUGACCACAUAUUAAGGACAGUGUGGGUUCUGUCCAGUUGGCCAUUGAAAGUCUGCAAAGAUGUUUCUAGUUGAUUAUGAUCAGCAGCGCUAAGGAAAGAGGUGUUGGCUAUUUAAAAAUCAAAGAGUUAGUAGCAGGGUCUAUACAAUCAAGAAAUAAAGGAAACAAAUCUAAAAUCAUCUUUUUGUGCAUAGACAGUUACAGGUUGAAUAUUCCUUAUCCAAGAUGCUUAGGACCAAAAUUGUUUUGUAAUUCAAUUUUUCCCUUGAUUUUAGAAUAUUUGCAGGUAUGUUAUAAGAUCUUGGUGGUGGGUUCAAGGUUGAAGCAUGAAAUCUUUUUGUGUGUUUAAUACAUAUCUUGUGGCCAGACGGUGGUGGCUCACACCUUUAAUCUCAGCACUCAAAGGCAGAGGCAGGAGAAUCUCUGAGUUGGAGGCCAGCCUGGUCUACAGAGUGAGUUUCAGGACAGCCAGGCCUACACAGUGAAAUCCUGUCUUGAAAAACAAAAACAAAACCAAAAAACAAACACAAAAGCUAUGUAUCUUGUGUACAUAACCUAAAGGCACUUUUAUGCACUAUUUUAAGUGUGCCCAUCUGUGUUUUAACUGUGACCCAACACAUAAGAUCAGGUGUUGAAUUUUGUACUCAUGACAUCAUGUCAGCACUAAAAACGUUUCAGUUUUUAGAGCAUUUUGGAUUCCCAGAUUAUGGAUAUUAGUAUGCAUUGACAUCAUAGAAUAAGGCAGAAUGUAUGUAAGGUAAAAAGAAAUCUUUCUGGAGGUGAUCCUAUGUAGAAUUGCCAUCUGAGAAUGUAGAAAUAAUUACUUCAUGAGCAAGGUAGUAACAUGUUAAAGUCUAAUACUUGAAUCUACUGUUUGAAAAAAUUCAGUCUCAUUUAUACUUAACAGCUAGCUCUAUUUAGUGUCUCAGAAGCGCCGAGAGCAUUUUAGAGACAGCAUUGUAAUUACAGAGCAGUUAACAGGUGCAUGCCCAGCCCUGCCUAGCGUAGUCACACCUUGCUGUUUUGUUUUUGCUUUGUUGUUUGAGUGGGGGAGGUUGUUUGUUUGUUUGGGCUUGUUUUUUGGGGGUUUUUUGUUUUAUUUUUUUUUUAUUUAUUUUUUUUGUGCAUGCAUGCUCGUGGGGCCAGGGGCGGGUAUUUUUUAGACAAGGUCUCACUAUGUAGCUCUGACUGCCUUGCUACACUAUGUAGACCAGGCUAGCCUCAAACUCGCAGCAAUCUGCCUGCCUCCACCUUUCAAGUGCUGGAAUGUACCCCACACCUGACCCCCAAGUUUACACAUUGAAAAAGAAAUCUAAUGAGGAGAGCACAGCCGAGGGAAGAAAGGAACGUGCUGUCGAGGCUCCACGGGACAGUGCAUUUGCUUUGCGUUUUGAGGGCGUUUGGAACCGUGCCUUUAGACUUCAGUCUUGUCGGAGUCUUUGGUGGUCAUUGAGUUUCUUCUUUAAAUCAUUGCUGUGUGUGUGGGUGUGUGAUGGUAGAAAGAAACCCAUGUAUUUAGAAAGGCAGUUGAGACAUGUCUGAGAUUCGUGGUGAGAAGGGAUGGAUUACUUCUAGUCUCAGCGUGGCAUGACCACUAAGAGACUCCUAGUGUGAGCCGAGCCUGGUGGUUCAUACCUGUGAAACAGGAGGGUUGCCACAAGCUGGAGGCUAGCCUGGGAUCCACGGUUACAGGCCAUCCUGGGCUAUACAGCCUCGGGUAACUCCAGCUCCAGGGGAUCUAACAUAAAUAAAAAAUGAGAGUGUGUGAUGUGUGUGUGCACGUGCGUGCACGCUCGUGUGCACACUCACACACCAGAAAGCUGUGUCCAGCUAACGGGAUUAGCUACAGCUGUUUAGUUUUGGCCAGUUGACACAGUUUAUGGGAAUGUAGGCUGCAUGACUGGUAAUGGGAUGGUUGAUAAAAAGAUGCCAAAAGAUACUGGAGAUAGAAAAGAAUGGAGGAAAUUUAAAUACCACUCAUACCAAGAAGUUGCGCUGGGGAUCGAGCUCAGUGGUGGAGCACUUGGCUGUUGUGCAUGAGGCCCUGGGAUCAGUUCGCAGUGCUGAAACAGCAGUAACAACCAGAGCAGUGCGUGCGGCCCCACGUAUGGGCCUGCAGUGUCUGCGCUGCUCACUGAAGCAGGGCCGCUUCUCGGCAAGUGCAGACGUUACUGUGUUCCCAAGUGACACAGCACGCUUACUGUUUUUGGACUAUCCCAGGAUUUAUCACAACUCUGGGAGAAACAAAACAAAUCCUGUCACUGUUGCUAUUGAACUAACAAGUGAGGAGAUGAUUUUGUUCUGUUUAAAUUAAGAUAGUCCAUAGUUUCCCAACAGUUGAGCAUUUUAUUAAACCUUACAUAUACUUUUUUUUUUAAACCAAGGGUGGGAAAAACAUGUUUUCUCUCUCUCCCUUGCCUCCACCUCCACUCCCCAGAAUUUACUGUGUAGUCAAGGCUGUCCUUAACCCUGUGAUGCGCCUCCAUGCCCAGCUAUGUAUACUGGACAGUUUCUGUCUGCCACUGAUGUUGAUGUAUGUAAAGUGUCCUGUUGAAGUAACCCUCUUCAGGUAGAAGCCAUUGUUUCCCCCUUUGUACAAGGAGGGAAGUGAGGCUUGUGCAGAAUGACAGUUAGUAAGGGCCUGGGAGGUGUUUACUGAGUGUGAGGUGGGUUUUGUUUGUUUUGUGUGGCCUGCGCUCCCACCCCAGUGCUGAAGAUGGAAGAACCCAGUCCUCUGUGCACGCUAAGCAAUGCUCUACUAUAGCCCAGCUCCUGGUAAGUGUGUGAGAGUGAGACAACUGAAUUUCCAUUUGGGGACUAAAUUUGGAUAAGACAGAGUUUAUGCACAAAUUGACAUAAAAUGGCUCUUUGUUCAACAAUUGGAAGUACUUCAGAAAUGAUAGUUUGUAACGACAGUAAACACCAGUAUUACUGACUACUCGUACCAUAAUUCAGCUUCAAUUCAAUAAUUUUUUAGUGUUGGCUAUACACUUGAGAAGCAGGAGUAUUGCCACAAGUUCCAAGCCAGCCUGGGCUGCUUAGUGACUAAGCUCCAGGCCUGCCUGGGCUACUUAGCACCAAGCUAGUAAAGAAUAUAAAACAAGAUCCUAUCAGAAAAAGAUGAUGAUUUUUACAGUUUCUUCUCUUUCUUACCAUGUUUGUGUACAUUAAACAUUUAGAACCUAAACAAAACUCAGGAGCUAAUUUCUGUGCCCUCUGUUGCUGUACGAUCUCUGGCUCGCACGGAGAACAGUGUAUUUCAAGCAGGGUUUGUAUUAGAUGAGAGUCAGAACUUUCCUCAAUGUGUUGGGAAGAUUUUAAACCAUACAGUGAAGUUUAUAUAACUUUAUUGUGUGUUACCAAACACCAACCACAUAGGUUCCAUUCUCUUUUAUUACCUAGCUUUUCAAUGCAUUUCAAAAGAAAUCACAAAUGUCAGAUUAUUCCCCCAGUACAUUAGUACGCAUAUAAUAAAUUUAUUAUUCAUUUAGAUUUUACCUUUUUAUUUCAUAUUUACAUGUAAUGAAAUGCACAGACAUUGUAUUAAUUUGCUGAGAUUUUGUGUUCGUGUAAUCCAAAUCCUUUUCAAAGUUUAAAGCGUUGAAGUCCUCCCUUCCCGGGCCACCCUCACAUCACCUGACUCUGACUCCGUCACAUCCCAGGGCGAACUACUCGGCACAAUGACUGUGAGAUUCAUUAAUGUUGGAGCAUCACUUCUCUUUAUUCCUUUUAGUUCCUGAAUAUUUUAUAUGAAUACAUCAGUCUGUUCUUCUGUUUCUCUGUUGAUGGGCAACUGAGCUGUUUCCAGUAUUGUUUCCUUACUGUUAUGAAUAAAGCUGCUGUGUUCACAUU
This is a messenger RNA of Peromyscus californicus insignis, 7619 nucleotides long. It is a transcript of the gene Dcaf17, whose product is annotated as DDB1 and CUL4 associated factor 17. The transcript has 14 exons. Gene Ontology annotation, biological process: protein ubiquitination. NCBI's taxonomy places the organism in Eukaryota, Metazoa, Chordata, Mammalia, Rodentia, Cricetidae. Bases 256 to 1836 code for a protein of 526 amino acids. Gene Ontology annotation, cellular component: Cul4-RING E3 ubiquitin ligase complex. The record is from RefSeq and is a predicted model, not a curated record.